Zingiber officinale is the source of this 1857-nucleotide messenger RNA. Its product is annotated as probable nucleoredoxin 1-2. Bases 7 to 1662 code for a protein of 551 amino acids. The record is from RefSeq and is a predicted model, not a curated record. The transcript has 4 exons. NCBI's taxonomy places the organism in Eukaryota, Viridiplantae, Streptophyta, Magnoliopsida, Zingiberales, Zingiberaceae.
GAGAAAAUGGCAGCCGAGGAGGUGGGAGACAUCGUAUCGCUUCUCUCCACCGACGAGAGGAACUUCCUCAUCCGGAAUAAUGGCGACAAGGUGGCUAUUGGUAGUCUCGAAGGGAAAAUUAUUGCUUUGUACUUCACACGCUUUUCACUGUGCAAUCUCUUCACUCUUAGGCUGAUUGAAGUGUAUAAUGAGCUCUCCUCCCAGGACAGUAACUUUGAAAUUAUUUUUGUGUCUAAAGAUUCUUAUGAGGAAUUCUUUGAUGAGUGCUUCUCAAAAAUGCCAUGGUUAGCAAUCCCAUUUUCUGACAGUUGGAUGAGGAUAAAACUUGAAAAUAUUUUCCUGGUCAUGGCCUUUGAUCCCGAACUUAUCAUCCUUGAAGCCAAUGGGAAGGUUCUUAAUAGAGAAGGUGUUCAAGCUGUAAGAGAAUAUGGUACCGAGGGUUUUCCAUUUACUAUCGAAAAGAUGAGUAAACUGAUAGAGGAAACAGAGAAUGCUAAGAAGGAUCAAAUUCUUCGAAGUGUCUUAGUUUCACCUUCCCGUGACUACUUGAUUGCAAACGAUAGAUCUAAGGUUUCUGUUUCAAAUCUCGAAGGAAAAAUAGUGGCUUUGUACUUCUCAUGCAAUGAUUGUUGCGCUGAGUACACUCUAGUACUUACAAAAAUCUAUAGGAAGCUCAAAGAAAUUGGAGAGAGCUUUGAGGUUGUGCUAGUGCCCUUGCAUGACGAGGAAUCCUGUUAUGAUAAAGCCGUAGAAAACAUGCCCUGGCUUGCAUUUCCUUUCAAUGACAAAAGAUGUGAUAAGCUUUCUUGCUAUUUUGGUCUCCAGUUAUAUAUAUGUUCCACUGUCAUCUUGAUUGGAUCAGAUGGGAAAACUAUUGAUGUUGAUUUAAUUGAACUUAUUAAAGAGUAUGGACUUGAUGCAUGGGAAGCUUUCCCGUUUUCUCAGGAGAAGAUGCAUGAGUUUUCAGAGAAAGAAAAGGCCAAACUUGAGUCGCAGACACUCGAGUCACUUCUGGUUUCGGGUGAUCAGGACUAUGUCAUUGGAAAAAAAGGAUUGAAGGUUCCAGUAAAAGAGCUUGUUGGAAAGACCAUACUCCUGCAAUUCACAUAUAAUUGGUGUGGUGUCUAUGUCAAUGAACUGAUCGAAGAGUAUCACAAGAUCAAGAAUGUGGAUACUGAUUUUGAGGUUAUCUUCGUCCCCGGCAAAUAUGAUGACGAUGAGAAUUUAUUUAAUGAAUUCUUCUCAGACAUACCAUGGUUGGCGCUACCUUUUGAUUAUGAGAGGAGUGAAUUUUUGAAUCGUAGAUUCGAAAUCCAUGGCAUACCUUCCCUGCUGGUUGCUAUAGGUCCUACAGGACGAACAAUUACCAAUGAAGUCUGGAAGUUGUUGAUGAUACAUGGAGCUGAUGCUUACCCAUUCACUGAGGAGAAACUCAAAGAGUUGGAGCAUCGAAAUAAGGAAAUGCCAAAGAGGUGGCCUAAGAAGAUAAGAAGGCAUGACCUCCAUAACCCCCAGGAUCCUGGCGACCAUUAUCUCUUCCUUAUCCGUUGUUGCUCGACUUAUUGCUGUGAUCGUUGUGGAGAGCGCGGAGAUAGUUGGUCCUACUGUUGCAUCGAAUGCGAUUUUGAUCUGCACCCAAAAUGUGCACUAUGGUGUUUGUGAAGUGAGGAAGAAUAUAUGUGUGUGUUGUGAAGAAAAGCAUAACCUUAUUUGCCUUGUUCUUUUUAUAAUAAGUUGGCUAGCUUUGAACCCAUUAAACCUUUGAUUUUAGACUAUUUCCUCAAAGUUUAUCUACUGUGUGGAUGGAUGAUGAAAAUACAAUUUGUGUGAUCCAUCCUUUAGUUUGUAAAGUGCGGA